AUGACGGUGAGCGAGCAACAGCCUCUCUUUGGAGAACGGCACGAAGAUACCCACCAUGAACAGGAGGCGCAAGAGCCACAGAGCACCGAGGUAGACAAGAUGAUCAUGGGUGUUAUGAUCCUUGGGGUUUUUUUAUCUUUGGCCUGUGAAUCCUUUGUUGCGUCAACACACCAAGCAAUUGGAUCAUAUUUCAACGCUUUAUCACUUAGUCCUUGGCUGCUCACAGCUUAUAGCACGGGUUAUUGCAUGAUGGUGCCGUUGUAUGGAAGCUUUACGGAUAUUUAUGGGGCGAAAAGAAUGCUGCUCUCUGCAUAUGCCAUCUUCGGUCUAGGCUGCACCAUCACGUGA
Molecule: messenger RNA, 348 nt
Organism: Penicillium crustosum
Lineage: Eukaryota; Fungi; Ascomycota; Eurotiomycetes; Eurotiales; Aspergillaceae
Exons: 2
Coding region: 1-348 (115 amino acids)
Biological process (GO): transmembrane transport; basic amino acid transport
Cellular component (GO): fungal-type vacuole membrane
Molecular function (GO): basic amino acid transmembrane transporter activity
Source: RefSeq, a predicted model, not a curated record